Erigeron canadensis is the source of this 456-nucleotide messenger RNA. Its product is annotated as protein Rf1, mitochondrial-like. NCBI's taxonomy places the organism in Eukaryota, Viridiplantae, Streptophyta, Magnoliopsida, Asterales, Asteraceae. The coding region runs from base 1 to 456 and encodes 151 amino acids. Gene Ontology annotation, molecular function: protein binding. The record is from RefSeq and is a predicted model, not a curated record. The transcript is spliced from 2 exons.
AUGCAGAGGUCUACAUCUGAUGUAAUCACUUAUAAUGGUAUUACUUGUCGGAUAUUGUUGUCGUGUGAAGCAAAAAAAGUGCUUGACCGAAUGGUGGAGAAGGAUCUUUUGCCCAACGUAAUUACCUGUAACAGCCUGAUAAAUGGAUACCGCAAGAAGAAGAAAAUCGAUGAGGCAAUGAUUUAUUUUCAGGAAAUCCAAGAUAAGGGUUUGAAUCCAAAUGUUGUUACUUACAAUAGGCUAAUACAAGAUGCAGCUGUUUUCUUCGGUAUGCCUGAAAACAAGGAAGUGAUGAAAGAUGCAGUGAUUACUAUUUUGAUCGAUGGUUUUGGCAAAUGUGGGAAGCCUAAUCCGGCAAUAGACGUUUUUAUUGAACUCUUGAGAAUAGGAUUGAAGCUAGAAAAGAAGACAUACAGUGCUGAUACGUGUGCUUUGCCUAGAAAGUUAAUUUCAUAA